AUGACUGAAGUUGUUUUAAAAGAACAACGGUACGGUAAAGACCGUGUAAGACUUAUUAAAGUCAUACGAACGGGAAAAUGGCAUGAAGUUAUUGAAUUGACUGUCCGAGUACUUCUUGAAGGCGAGUUUGAAACUUCAUAUACGCACGGCGAUAACUCCAAAGUCGUCGCUACCGAUACGAUGAAGAAUACGGUUUACGUACUCGCAAAGAAGACUGUCAAUAUCAAAUGCAUCGAACUCUUUGCGACCGAAAUCGGAAAGCAUUUCGUUAACACUUAUUCUCACGUGACUAAAGCUAGUGUUUUGAUUACAAAGCAUCGAUGGACAAGAAUGCUGGUUGAUGGAAAGUUACACGAUCAUUCGUUUGCGAGAGACGGAGAAGAGACAAGGAUUACGGAGGUUGUGGUAAAGAGAGAUAAAGUGGAAAUAAAAUCUGGCUUGAAAGGGUUGUUGGUUUUGAAAACGACUGGUUCAGCUUUUUAUGGGUUUCAUAGAGAUCAAUAUACAACCCUUCCUGAAUCCACAGACCGCAUCCUGUCGACGGUGAUAGAUGCAACAUGGACAUAUUCCAUUCCUAAUCCAAGUGCAAUAAGCAAGAUUCCUUAUUGUACCAUAUUCGACUCGAUACGCAAACUCACUCUUGAUACUUUUGCUACGGAUGACAGUGUCUCGGUUCAAGCGACACUGUAUCUAAUGGCAAAAAGAAUACUGGAAAUUCACAAAGAAGUCACAUCCGUGUCUUAUGGAUUGCCAAACAAACAUUGUUUUGCGUUUGAUUUGGAGAGAUUUGGAUUGAAGAAUUCAGGAGCGGAUACGGACAUUUAUGUACCUUUUGAGGAUCCAUCAGGUUUGAUUACCGCCACUGUUGAACGAGUGAAAUCAAAGUUGUAA
Molecule: messenger RNA, 891 nt
Organism: Paraglomus brasilianum
Lineage: Eukaryota; Fungi; Glomeromycota; Glomeromycetes; Paraglomerales; Paraglomeraceae
Source: the annotation of a GenBank genome assembly